This is a messenger RNA of Cucumis melo (muskmelon), 1612 nucleotides long. Its product is annotated as homeotic protein knotted-1-like. The record is from RefSeq and is a predicted model, not a curated record. The transcript is spliced from 5 exons. NCBI's taxonomy places the organism in Eukaryota, Viridiplantae, Streptophyta, Magnoliopsida, Cucurbitales, Cucurbitaceae. Bases 127 to 1326 code for a protein of 399 amino acids. Gene Ontology annotation, molecular function: DNA-binding transcription factor activity, RNA polymerase II-specific; DNA binding. Gene Ontology annotation, biological process: regulation of DNA-templated transcription. Gene Ontology annotation, cellular component: nucleus.
UCCUUUUCCUUUUUUAUUUUUUGGGUACUGGGUUCUUUUUUUUUUUUUUUUUUUUUUUUUUUUUUUAAAAAUAGAAUAAAGAAAUUAUAUAUAAUUAUUAUAUGUUUUUUUUUAUUUGAUUUUAUAAUGGAAGAUGAUGAGUACAAGGUUCAUGGUGAUAGGUGUAGGGGAAAUUUCUUGUACAAUUCAGUACCUGUUUUAGCCACUAAUUGUUCAUCUCCUGUGGGCAAUUUCGUAAUUAGAUCAUCAUAUUCAUCGGCCUCUUCUUCAAAUGGGAAUAAUCAUAAUCAUCAUCAUCAUCACAUGAUCAUGGCCGCCGGUCACUCCAAUAAUUAUUUUCCACCCUCCGAUCAACUACAACUUCCUGUCAAAGUGGAGCCUCCCACUACCACUGCUACUGCUUCUUCUUCACAAUCUCAUCAUAUUCAACUUCAUGAUUUUCAUUACCAUUUAAUGACUGAGUUCCAAAAUAAUCAUAUUAAUAUUAAUAUUAAUAAUCAUAAUUCUGAUUCAAUCAAAGCCAAAAUUCUUUCUCACUCUCUUUUCUCCAACAUCCUCCAAGCUUUCUUGGAUUGCCAAAAUGUCGGAGCUCCGCCGGAGGUGGCUGCAAAACUUACUUCGGUACGGGAGGAAUUCGAGCGGCAGCGGUCUUCAAUGGCGACCGCUGAGGGUUCAUCAGUUGACCCUGAACUUGAUCAAUUCAUGGAAGCUUAUUAUGGGAUGUUGGUGAAGUAUAGAGAGGAGUUAAGAAGGCCAAUUCAAGAAGCUGUAGAUUUUAUGCACAGAAUUGAAUCUCAGCUUAAUACUCUCUGCAAUGGCUCCUUUCAAAUCUUACCAUCGGGAAGAGAAGGGAAGAGCGAAGGAAUGGGAUCGUCAACGGAGGAGGAAGCUGAGAAAUUAGGCGGAGAAGAGGAAAGAGAGAUAGAAGAAGAUCAAAUCGACCCACGAGCAGAAGAAAGAGAGCUUAAGAAUCACUUACUUAAAAAAUACAGUGGUUAUCUUAGCAGUUUAAAGCAAGAACUUUCCAAGAAAAAGAAGAAAGGAAAACUCCCUAAAGACGCAAGACAACAACUCCUCCGUUGGUGGGAAUUGCAUAACAAAUGGCCAUACCCAUCGGAAGCAGAAAAGUUGGCGCUGGCGGAAUCAACUGGGCUUGACCAGAAACAGAUAAAUAAUUGGUUUAUAAACCAAAGGAAAAGGCACUGGAAGCCUUCUGAGGAUGUGCAGUUUAUGGGUAUGGAGGGGUUUUACCAUCCCAAUGCUGCUGCUUUUUACUUUGAUCAUGGCCAUUUCAUGGCUGAUUCUCAUUAUCGUUUGGGUCCAUGAGGGUGGGAAUUAAACUACAAUAUCAUUCUAUCUGCUUUCUAAUUAAAAACAUAUAUAUCCCUUCUAUUUGUUUAGUCCCUAAAUUAAAUUCCUCUAGUGCUUAAAAAUGGAACCAAUUGCAAAAAAACCAAAAACAAAAGAUGAGUGAUAUAUAGUUAGUUCAUGUGGUAGGGUAUUUGUAAUUUUUAUUGUGUGUUUAAAAGUGUCAUAAUCUCCUGCCCUUUCAUUUGAUGAAUGUUCCUAAAUGCAAAUUUCAGUAAUAAUAAUAUCCACGCUUUUAGUCUAA